This is a messenger RNA of Argentina anserina (silverweed cinquefoil), 600 nucleotides long. RefSeq lists its product as uncharacterized. Lineage: Eukaryota; Viridiplantae; Streptophyta; Magnoliopsida; Rosales; Rosaceae. The transcript has 2 exons. The record is from RefSeq and is a predicted model, not a curated record. The coding region runs from base 1 to 600 and encodes 199 amino acids.
AUGACCGAGGCUCUACAAAUGCUAGCGUACGGGUCAGCCGCAGAUCAGUGUAUUGAAAUUACAAGGAUGGGGGAAUCGACUACCCUGGAAUGUAUGGAGGAGUUUUGCAGCCAAGUGGUUCAUCUCUCUGGUCCAAGAUACCUCCGCAGUCCAACACCGGCAGACCUCACGCGACUACUAGCUAAAGGCGAACGCCGAGGUUUUCCAGGUAUGAUUGGAAGCAUCGACUGCAUGCAUUGGGAGUGGAAGAACUGCCCAACCGCCUAUCAAGGGGCAUACUCAGGGCGAAAGGGUCGCCCAACGGUUAUCCUAGAGGCAGUGGCCUCGUAUGAUAAGUGGAUAUGGCACAGAUUUUUUGGGUGUCCUGGAGCUAAAAAUGACAUUAAUGUGCUCCACUUAUCGAAUGUGUUCUCAGAGAUCCUUGCCAGAAGAGGCCCAACUAUCGUCUACGAAGUCCAUGGACAGAGGUACACCACAAAUUAUUAUCUGGCUGACGAAAUAUAUCCAAGGGUAAUUGAGAUGCCUAUCCUAUCUGUUGGAGAACAGUUGCACGUUCAGUUGGAGUUUAUGCCAGAAACAUGUCCACCAAACCAAGUGUGA